UUUGGCCUGUGUAUUCAUUUGCCUAAAACUAAUCAGAAUUCCAUUAUGUUUACAUAAAAAAGAGAAUACUUCAAAAUGAGAAGAUCCUGCCAUGGAAAAGACGACUGGGUGGACAUAAAGUGGAAAGGAGGGGAAAUAACUCCCAUCAUGCAGCAGGACACUUUCAGCUGCACGGUCUUUGUAAUGCAGAUGGCCAAGGAAGCUCAACAGAACUUCUCCAACAUCCCCUCCCAAACUGAUAUAGAAACAUCACAAAAACACAUGGAGCAACUGCGAAAAGAAAUGGCUGAGGAUAUCCUAAAAAUGUCUGAGUUCAACAAAGCUGCUUUAUGUGUGCCACUGAUAAAGAACCUGGAUGUGGCCCAAAGACUGACUGGAUUGAAUGUUUUUCAUGCCAACGGUGGUUCCAUGUGCUGUGCCUAGGAAUGAAGACAAAAGAGUGAUGAACACAAACUGGAAGUGCUGUCUGUUGUUGAAAAUGUAUGCUAUACUCCAUCUACAAUAUACCCUAUCCACACUGAAGAGGCUCUGAAAUGUACAUAAACCAGGGAUAAAGAGAGAAAAUUAACACAAAUGUUUUGUACUUAUUUGAAGUAAAGUGUCUGUUGACAUGUUGGAAAAGA
Messenger RNA from Oncorhynchus tshawytscha (Chinook salmon), 623 nucleotides. RefSeq lists its product as uncharacterized. The coding region runs from base 76 to 423 and encodes 115 amino acids. The record is from RefSeq and is a predicted model, not a curated record. Lineage: Eukaryota; Metazoa; Chordata; Actinopteri; Salmoniformes; Salmonidae. The transcript is spliced from 4 exons.